AUGAACGCUAUUUGGCUGAUAAAUUAGCGGCAAAGGUUCGCAUCUACUGCUUCAUUUUAACUAUGCCCGCCUCAAGGGAAAAGAAGGCCGUCCACGUGAAAGCGACCUGGGCUAGGCAUUUCGAUAAGUUCGCCUUUAUCAGCAGUGAGGACGACCCGGAUUUCCCUGUGCUGAAGGCUGUUCAAAACGAGUCACGAAAACACCUUUGGCUGAAGACGCGGUUUGGAUUUAUUAACGCCUACAGGAAUCACCUCAACGACUUUGAAUUUUUUAUGAAGGCCGAUGACGACACUUACGUCAUUGUUGAAAAUUUGCGUCUACUGCUGUCAACUAAGGACCCAAAUGUGCCUAUACUGAUGGGACGAAGGUUUAAAGUAAGUUCCUUGUUCUCCUGUAAAAAUGUAAUCUUUCACAUACCAAUCAGGGUUAUACUUCAUCGAAAAUGUGCAAGUAUAUUUUUUGUAACGGAUUUUAAUAAAUCAAGUCUAUACGGUUCUUAUGUGGCUUGCAGAAGAACGCUGAUCAAAGAUCGCACGCUUGAGUAG
This is a messenger RNA of Dibothriocephalus latus, 545 nucleotides long. NCBI's taxonomy places the organism in Eukaryota, Metazoa, Platyhelminthes, Cestoda, Diphyllobothriidea, Diphyllobothriidae. The record is from the annotation of a GenBank genome assembly.